This is a messenger RNA of Cydia amplana, 2848 nucleotides long. RefSeq lists its product as uncharacterized. The coding region runs from base 510 to 2840 and encodes 776 amino acids. The record is from RefSeq and is a predicted model, not a curated record. Lineage: Eukaryota; Metazoa; Arthropoda; Insecta; Lepidoptera; Tortricidae. The transcript has 19 exons.
CUCCGAGACGCACGCAUGCGUUGCGCUGCGAGCCAAAACGGACAUUGACAGAGUCAAAUUAACAUUUAUUUUACAAAUAUUAAUUAAAAACCAUUAAACAAAUACAGUGUGCCUGUGAAUUAACAAGGAGUAAAGUGUUCAAGUUCGAAAUUAAUAAAAAUAAAAUAGUUAUACAAAAAUCGAUUGUAAAAAGCGACUUUUCUUUAUUUUCUGGUCGGUUUUCUCGUUGUAAACCGUCUUGGAGGUAUCGUGGGUGUUGUAAGAUUUGCAACAAGUGCAGUUGGCUAGUGUCGUGAACAGGUUUUCGGGGACCGUUGGGUUUUUUGUUGUUUAUGUACAUUUAGGUGUGUUGUUUUGCGAGUUGCGAGUGUGUGCGGUGAGCGGACGCCCGGCGAUGCUGCAAUCCCGUGCAAGAGGCUCAGGCUAACCUGUCAUCUUUGCAUGAUAUCAGACUCGGCGGUGGUGUUCGGGCUGGUUUGCCGAAUGAUGUGUGGAUCGAGGCACCCGACAUGGCUGCGCUCUCCUGCUACCAGCCGUGCCGGUCGCACCUCGCGCAGCCCGCUAGGUGCCUAGACGACGAGGAGGAGCGGCUGGCGUCGGCGACCCUCUCCCUGCGGCGUCGCCAGUUCGUGGAGAGAUGCCGCGAGCCGCGCCCGCGCCCCGCCAUACCUGAAGUCUCCGUCAAGCGGACGCGCGAAGAGCUAGCGAAGCAUGCGGCACAAAACCCGGUGAACCGCCGGCUCAAUGUUGAGUCGGGCUGGUCCAAGGUCGAGGAAGUGAGGAAGAAGUUCGAGAGAGCAGCGGCUGAACCCUCGUACUCCAGGUCCUUCGAGUCGCCGCCCAGACGGCGUCUAGCAGACUCCCUGUUCGCGAGCUUCAAGCUUCCCCGCAAGAAGGACGCCAUGCUGGCGCCGCGCGCCCCCGCGCAGCAGAAGCGCAAGAGCGCCGUCGAAAUGUUGGCUGAAUCUAAGGCGUUCUACGUCAAGUCUGAGACUGUUCUAGACCGAAAGCAGGAGCUGCCUCUUAGGGUAAGCAGCGGUUUGGGGCAAGCUAUCGCUGCUGGUGGCUGCCAUCUGGUCAGCUCCAGUACGCUCAACAAUGACUGCUGCAAUCCCUACGCCACGACGGGUCGCGUUACAAGUACGCGCAGAACCGUCGGCGCGGGGGAGGGGCUCCAGAGCACACUCAGAAGGCUGCUGGGACAUGCUGACAGUAGGGAGAAUAUGUAUCCCCCGCAUUAUACAACGCACAAAAUCUACGCAGAGCCGAGACGCCUGAAGGACUACCCCGGGGACAGGCCCCCGGGCACGCUGUCCGGGACCUCCUCGUCCGGGUCCGGGUCCAAGCCGAACGACAAGAGACCCCUCAGCUUCGACGCGAGGGUGUUCUUCCCCGAGUCGUUUGUUAUACCGCGACAGCAGGUGCGACUUAAGAGCACCUACUCUAUACCAAGUUCCGCAUCCAGCCCCGAGAACAUUGAGUUACCUGAACCCAUUUUAAGCGCCGAAGGUUCACCGGCAGCCGGACCCAUUGUCGCCAUAAGUCCCCCGGCGCAGUACGCUCAUUCUGCUCCUAGAUACAUCAGAUCGAAUUCGCACUCUCAACCGAGCAUGCGCGAAGAAGAUGGAUGCACGAACAUAAACAGUCACAAGUCAUUGCCGGACCUCCAUACACAAGCGCGGGGCUACCACGACCAUGCGGUAAGCGGCACGGACACCGUCGGCCGCUCGCCGCGCCGGCGCCGCCACUCCACGCACCAGAGGACUGCGUCCUGCUCUUCCAAAGGCACCAGGUCUAACCAUUCUUCGCUAAUGUCGAGCGAGGCAUUUUCGGAGCACCCCUCGCCCGGUGAAGAAAACUAUCAGUCUUACAAUAGCCGCUGCGGCUCGUCGUUCGCGCGCGACUCGGGCGGCUCGUCGGGGCACUACACGCAGCACAGCGCGCCGCCCGCGCCCCGCGACCCGCGCGACUCGGGCUGCUCCACCACCGACCGCUACGGCGGUUACUACGGCUCGUGGGCGGGACUAGAAGAGUGCUACGUGUCCGCGCCGCCGCAGUUCCAAGACGGCGCGCCGUCGCCGCCGCACGCGCCGCCGCCGCCGCUUUAUCCUCCACGGGUGGGCAUACACUUCCAGGCGAGCGCGCCACCCCCUCAGUUCCAAGACGAGCCUCCUUUAUAUAACGACUACGACUGUGCCACCUACAAACCGCCCGCCAAGUGCCACGGACGGAAGGAAUACGCCUCUAGAGAACGAGACUACAAUAGGUACCACGAGAGCGGCGCUGAGCCCAUCAGUAAACAGCCGCAGUACGCGGAGCGGCGCGCGCGCGUCGAUGACCCACAGGAAUAUGUUAAUACCACCCAGAUGUGUCCCCCCGAGGAUGUAACGUCUCCGCUGGGAACGUUCAAACGUCAGCGCUGUCUGCGGUACAAGCAGCGGCGCCCGAGACCCAUACUAAGGUCCAAAUCCGACAUCUCCGACAGGUACCGGCGCAGCGACGGGCGCAGCCCCGCCUCGGCGCCAUGCGAGGACGACUCCCCCGACAGCCCCUCCGAGGGCUCCGCGCUACAACAGUUCUUCGAGAGGCUUGGCUUAGAACCCCGACAAUAUGACGCCCUGUUACGAGACGCUUUGCCUGACAGUCCUGUGUUCUUUUCCUCCGCGUCGACUGUGGAUUCUAAUCAGCUGGCUAAUGCUGCGGAUUAUACUGUCCAAGGUCCCGGUGUCCAAAAGCCGAUCUACCGCAACACUGAACCGCCAAGUGUGGUGGAACGGAACGCGCGCAUCAUCAAAUGGUUGUGUCAGUGCCGCAAGACGCAGAUGCAGACGCCGCAAUGAAGACGCGC